Molecule: messenger RNA, 867 nt
Organism: Chlorocebus sabaeus (green monkey)
Lineage: Eukaryota; Metazoa; Chordata; Mammalia; Primates; Cercopithecidae
Source: RefSeq, a predicted model, not a curated record
AUGAAGACAAAGCUCCGGGCAGGCAGGAACCAUUUCACCCCUGUUAGCGACCAUGGCUACAAGCAGCCCUUAGUCCUGGAGGAGCCUGUGUCCCCAGAGUCCAGAGCCAAGAACGGACUCUUUUCCCUUGUUGACCUCGGCUGCCCUUUGUCCCUGUACGACGCUGAGACCCUGUUCUACAUAAUUGAGUCUGAGAACUCGGUGCUGAGAUGGGGCUCCCCUGCGCCCCCUGGUGGUGAGGACAAGGGGCGCGCCGCCCUCCCGGAUGGGAGAACACAGCCCGGGGUCAGGCCAAGUUCCCUGAUCCGACAUCACUGCGCAGAGGCCUCCCUGGUGAGGCCUAAGAAACAGGACAGUGAUUGUGCCAACAUCUUGGCUGAUGGGAAGGCACCACUUGACAUCACUGAACUCAAGCACCAAGACAUCAGAACCUUCUGGAAUCUUAAUAUGCAAGGAAUCGGUGGAGAAGGCACUGAAGAAGAGUCGUCCUUAGGCCAGGCUGGAGGGAAACUCAAGAUGGCGGCCUGGCCCUGGAUGGCGGAAGUGGGAGCAGCAGGGGCCCGGGCGGAGCGGGGAGGCCUGAAGAGCGAAAGCUUCCACCCUUCUCAGGAAGCUAAGACCCCAGAGGCUGAAAUUUCACCCAGACCCAGGAGAGCCAGAGUCCAGAGAAUCCCCCUGGUCUCUGCCCAUCAAUCCCAAAGACACUCACAAAGACUUUUGGGGGUCAUGGCAGCUGCUCCACUUCCAACUUUCAGAUCCUGCUCACUUUCCUCUUUCUGCCAUCUCCAGCCUGGGACCAAGCAGGGGAAAGCGGCUCCAGCCCAGCUUGACCCCCCUGCAGACGGAGACCUGUGCACCUGGUUGUGA